Molecule: messenger RNA, 933 nt
Organism: Cladophialophora psammophila CBS 110553
Lineage: Eukaryota; Fungi; Ascomycota; Eurotiomycetes; Chaetothyriales; Herpotrichiellaceae
Exons: 1
Coding region: 1-933 (310 amino acids)
Source: RefSeq, a predicted model, not a curated record
AUGGCGACGGUGUCAGUUCAUGCUCUGAGCACCGGCCACAUCACAAUUCCUGAACGAUUCUUUGUGGUCCCGGCGGACCCUGUCGCCAAACGAACAGUGCCUUCCUUAUCUUUCCUGAUACAGCACAAAGAUGUGGAAAGUGGGAAAGUCACACGAAUCGUCUUCGACCUGGGUAUGAGACGGGAGAUCGACCUCUAUCCGCCAGCCUUAACAGCUCAUCUAGCCAACCGAGGACCUGUCUCUACGCAUCCAGAUGCAGUCGCUUCACUAGCAGCCGGGGGGCUCCGCGUGAGUGACAUCGACUACGUGAUAUUCAGCCAUGUCCACUACGAUCACGUCGGACUUCCAAAGGACUUCAAUGACGAUAAGACUAAAUUCAUUGUAGGCAAUGGCGCUCUCGAUCUUCUCAGUGGAAAGACGCAACUCAACUUGGGGAAACAUAUGGUGUUUGAGCCGGACUUGCUCCCGUCAGAAAGAACAAUAGAACUACCUCCUCCAGAGGGUGGGAACUCACAACUCUCAUGGAAGCCGUUUGCAACCUUCCCACAUGCGAUCAACUUCUUCAAUGACGGCAGCGUCUACAUUGUCAAUGCACCUGGUCACCUCCCCGGCCAUAUCAAUCUCUUAUGCAAAAUCUCCAGUCAACCACCCAAGUUUGUUUGCCUAGCUGGAGAUGCAUGCCACGAUAUUCGAUUGUUAACGGGAGAGUGCGACAUAGCGACAUGGACGGACGAAACCGGGAGAUAUUGCUGCAUGCAUGUGGACAUUCCAAAGUCGAAGGAGACGUUGGCUCGAUUAUAUUCGGCAUCGAACGAAGGCAUCAAGGUGGACGGGGAAGAGAAGCCGGCGGAGUUUGAGGUGAUCUUCGCACAUGAUUUUGCGUGGGAGGAGAAGGCAGUCAAAGAGCGGAAGUUCUGGCCGGGGAAAUUAUGA